ACGCUCCUCACAAAUGGCAAAAUUUCUAAAAGCUCAGCUGUCUUCUCCACCGAACCAGCCUCUUUUUAUUACGAGUGCCAAACUUUCUUCACUCUCUUAUUUUCUUCCACGCCAAUCUGUUUCUUCUCCUAUGCUCAAAACACUUAUCCGUUUUUCGUUCAGGAGCCACGCAACUACCACUUCGUCUUCGUUAAUAGCAAGAGACUGCAUUUGUCCAAGGCCUUUCUCGAAGUUUUACCCUCGCUUUGUUGGUCGUUUUCACACGCACAGAGUCGUCUCCAUGGCUGAACGUCCAGUUGAAACGACGUCGUCUUCUCACAAGUACACCAAUCGUCUCGCUACUGAACACAGUCCUUAUCUCCUCCAACACGCCCAUAAUCCGGUCAAUUGGUAUCCGUGGGGUGAAGAAGCUUUCGCUGAAGCGCGUAGGAGAGACGUGCCAAUCUUCUUAUCGAUUGGAUACAGCACCUGUCAUUGGUGUCAUGUUAUGGAGGUGGAGUCUUUUGAGGAUGAGGGAGUUGCAAAAUUGUUGAAUGACUGGUUCGUUAGUAUUAAGGUGGAUCGAGAGGAACGACCGGAUGUUGAUAAGGUUUAUAUGACAUUCGUGCAAGCAUUAUAUGGUGGUGGAGGAUGGCCGCUAAGCGUCUUCCUUUCACCUGAUUUGAAACCUUUGAUGGGUGGGACUUACUUCCCCCCGGAUGAUAAUUAUGGAAGACCAGGAUUUAAGACUAUACUUAGAAAGGUGAAAGAUGCUUGGGACAACAAGAGGGAUAUGCUUGUCAAGAGCGGAGUCUUGGCCAUUGAGCAGCUGUCUGAAGCAUUAUCAGCAAGUGCAAAUACAAAUAAAUUGCCAGAUGGGCUUUCACAAAAUGCUUUACGCUUAUGUUCAGAACAACUUUCUAAGAGUUACGAUUCCAGGUAUGGUGGUUUUGGAUCUGCCCCAAAGUUUCCUAGACCAGUUGAGAUUCAACUGAUGCUCUACCACUCAAAGAAGUUAGAGGAUGCUGGAAAAUUGAGUAAAGCAAAUGAAGGCUUGAAGAUGGUUUUAUUUAGUUUGCAAUGCAUGGCAAAGGGAGGCAUUCAUGAUCAUGUUGGAGGUGGCUUUCAUAGAUAUAGUGUGGAUGAGAGAUGGCAUGUUCCUCAUUUUGAGAAAAUGCUGUAUGAUCAAGGGCAACUUGCUAAUGUUUACUUGGAUGCCUUUUCCAUUGCCAAUGAUGUCUUAUAUUCAUUCGUAUCGCGGGAUAUUCUUGAUUAUUUAAGGAGAGACAUGAUGGGAACAGAGGGUGAAAUAUUUUCAGCAGAGGAUGCUGAUAGUGCUGAGACUGAAGGUUCUAGAACAAAAAAGGAAGGAGCUUUCUACAUAUGGACCAGUGAAGAGAUUGAUAACAUCCUUGGAGAGCAUGCAACACUUUUUAAGGAUCAUUAUUACAUAAAGCCUCUGGGGAACUGUGACCUUUCUAGGAUGAGUGAUCCUCACAAUGAAUUUAAGGGAAAAACUGUGCUCAUUGAGUUAAAUGAUGUCUCAGCAUUGGCAUCAAAACAUGGCUUGCCCAUUGAAAAAUAUCUUGAUAUAUUGGGUGAAUGUAAGCAAAAGCUUUUUCAAGUGAGAUCAAGACGGCCGAGGCCACAUUUGGAUGAUAAGGUAAUUGUAUCAUGGAAUGGGCUUGCAAUUUCAUCUUUCGCAAGAGCUUCUAAGGUUCUCAAGGGAGAAAAUGAGAGCACUAAAUACCACUUUCCUGUUGUUGGCUCUGAUCCCAGGGAGUACCUUGAAGUUGCAGAGAAGGCAGCAACAUUCAUCAGAAAACAUCUUUACAAUGAGCAAACACGCAGGCUUCAGCACAGCUUUAGGAAUGGUCCUUCCAAAGCACCUGGGUUUUUAGAUGAUUAUGCUUUCCUUAUUUCUGGGCUGCUCGACCUUUAUGAGUUUGGUGGUGGAAUAUACUGGUUAGUGUGGGCAACCGAACUGCAGAAUACCCAGGAUGAAUUAUUUCUUGAUAAAGAGGGAGGAGGCUAUUUUAAUACCCCAGGUGAAGACCCUUCAGUCCUUCUCCGAGUAAAGGAGGAUCAUGAUGGAGCAGAGCCCUCGGGAAAUUCAGUUUCUGCAAUUAAUCUCGUUAGAUUGUCCUCUAUGGUGACUGGUAGUAAAUCUGAUUAUUAUAGGCAGACUGCAGAGCAUCUUCUGGCAGUUUUUGAGAGAAGACUAAAUGAAAUGGCUAUGGCAGUACCUUUGAUGUGUUGUGCGGCAGACAUGUUCUCUGUGCCUCAUCAGAAGCAAGUUGUCUUAGUUGGCCACAAGCCAUCCUCGGAGUUUGACAAUAUGUUGGCUGCUGCUCAUGCAUCAUAUGAUCCCAACAGAAGAGUAAUUCAUAUAGAUCCCACCAACAAUGAGGAAAUGGAAUUUUGGGAUGAUAAUAAUAGCAACGUAGCACUCAUGGCAAGGAAUAAUUUUUCUGCAGAUAACGUGGUAGCUUUAGUCUGUCAAAACUUCACCUGCAGUCCUCCAGUCACUGACCCUAAAUCUCUUGAAGCUUUGCUUUCCAAGAAACCUGUUGCUGUAUAGAACUUGGCUGGUACAGAAUUUCAAUGGAAACCAUUGGCAGAUGUUUAUGAACAUGAUCUUCGGUAGGAUAUAGUGUUAAUGGUUAGGUCACCAUCAUGAUUUGUACUCGAGGUGUUAUUUAUGUAGACUUGAUCACAUCAGAUGUUCCAGGUGAACGGUUGACCCUAUGUAGGUUGGUGGUUUUGUAUUAUGCAGGAAUGUUUUAAUUACUCUUGAUAAAUGUUUCUAUAUAAACAUGUUUCGAAGGGUUGAAUUGAGCCUUAAAUGAGGAAGAUACUUUUGUAAUGUAUUUUUAGAAAUAAAACGUUCAAUAACAAUGAGCUAAUAAAGUUGUCCCUGAGCUCUUGCAAGAUUUGUAGCA
Molecule: messenger RNA, 2921 nt
Organism: Jatropha curcas
Lineage: Eukaryota; Viridiplantae; Streptophyta; Magnoliopsida; Malpighiales; Euphorbiaceae
Product: catalytics
Biological process (GO): carbohydrate metabolic process
Cellular component (GO): chloroplast
Source: RefSeq, a predicted model, not a curated record